AUGGCAGAGCCACAAUCCAGGCCCGAAACUGCCCCUGAUCAGGCUUUGGUUGUGGUUGAGCUGCCAUCGCAGGAUGCCGUUGCAGCGGAAGCAUCUGGAGCAGACGAGGCCAAGGCUAUCGUUGUACUAGCACCCGCGAGUGAGUUUUGCGUUGCCCGUGUCCAUGUGAAUGAGAUGGUUUUCAAGGGAGAAAAUUCGAGGGACACAGAAAUUCCCGAAAACAAACCAAGUUCGAGAGGCUCUAUUGAUAGAGAUAUCGCCCUGGCACAAGUAGCCAAGGAGAAACAGAUGUCCUAUGUGAAGGCAUGGGAAGAAAGUGAAAAGGCCAAAGCAGAUAACAGAGGUAGCUGCUUGGGAAGAAAAAAGGAGGCAGCUCUUGAAGCUGAGUUGAAAAAAUUAGAGGAAAAACUGGAGAAAAAGAAAGCAAAAUGUGUUGAAAAGAUGAAAAACAAGAUGGCUUUAGUUCACAAGAAAGCAGAGGAGAAGAGGGCAGUGAUUGAAUCCAAGCGUGGUGAAGAGGUUCUCAAGGCAGAGGAAUCUGCAGCAAAAUACCGUGCAACAGGAACCACUCCAAAGAAGAGCAUGGGCUGCUGUGGAAUGGCCUAA
Messenger RNA from Sphenostylis stenocarpa, 606 nucleotides. Lineage: Eukaryota; Viridiplantae; Streptophyta; Magnoliopsida; Fabales; Fabaceae. The record is from the annotation of a GenBank genome assembly.